Messenger RNA from Talaromyces proteolyticus, 714 nucleotides. RefSeq lists its product as uncharacterized. The record is from RefSeq and is a predicted model, not a curated record. The transcript has a single exon. Lineage: Eukaryota; Fungi; Ascomycota; Eurotiomycetes; Eurotiales; Trichocomaceae. The coding region runs from base 1 to 714 and encodes 237 amino acids.
AUGAAAUCUAUUAUUUUGCCUCUUACGUUUUUCUUUGCAACCUCGAGCAAUGCCUUGGUCGGUAUUAGCUGGAAUAUCGGUAACGGACCUUCCUCUGGUCUUACCGAUAUCACUUUCCCAAUGAACAUAGCAAAUGCACCACAUACAACAGGAUUUUAUUUUGCUCAGCAAUUUGGAUUUAAUGGAGAAUCCGAUGUUGGUUAUAUUGGGCUUCAGCCAAGACCAGACUCUGGCAGCAAUAGCGUUAUACAUGCUGCCUUUUCGAGUUUCGUUUCUGGAACGACUACCGAUGACAGCAACUGCUCAGAUGGGGCAGAUGGAGGUGCAGGUGUCAGUUGCAGUAUUGAAAUUAACGGCGAUUACUCACACACUUUCGAUCUGGUCGUCCAAAACACGUCUGGUCAGACCUGGACGGGGACUCUGGUCGAUACUGUCACUGGACAAGAAACACACAUUGGCUCCUGGUCUCUUCCUUCAGGAGCGUCUGGUAUCAAGAGCAGCCAGGUGGGUUUUGUUGAAUACUAUCCAUGGAACUCAGGAACACAUAGCUGCGACCAAUUACCAAAGACAGAAGUGACUUUUGGUAUUCCAACAACCACAAACAGUGGUGCGGGUAGUCUGGGCAGCGCAUACGAGUACGGCGAUUGCGUAGGAAAGGUCGGGUUCUCUUCCUCGCAAACAUCUUCCGGAGUCGAGGUGACUGUGGGGUUUUGA